Molecule: messenger RNA, 5802 nt
Organism: Monopterus albus (swamp eel)
Lineage: Eukaryota; Metazoa; Chordata; Actinopteri; Synbranchiformes; Synbranchidae
Gene: znf652
Product: zinc finger protein 652
Exons: 6
Coding region: 921-2978 (685 amino acids)
Biological process (GO): regulation of transcription by RNA polymerase II
Cellular component (GO): nucleus
Molecular function (GO): RNA polymerase II cis-regulatory region sequence-specific DNA binding; DNA-binding transcription activator activity, RNA polymerase II-specific
Source: RefSeq, a predicted model, not a curated record
UCCUCGGGGUCCUUUCAUCAUCGUUUCAUCAAUCAAGCAUUGCAGCUCAGCGAGUGCGCGCGCCGUGCCCUGUCUGGUGAGCGGAGACUCAGACACGUCGUAGCGCGCCUGCCCAGACAGCGGCCUGAAUGCCUGAGAUGAGCGCGGGACGGCGGUGGUACGCGCGAGAGCUUGGCAGGGCCACGUAGCGGGGCUGAGUGCACCGGUGCGCAGGUAUCUCUGCAUCCCGUAACACACUUAAAACAAGUAAUCUGGCACACUUUGCACAAAAACACCACUGGCAUUGGCUUUUGUAAAUGCAGAUCCGCGAUCAUAGACGGGGGGGCGAGCGACAGAAGUGCGGGUGCAACCUUGAAUCUGUGCAACUCUGAUUGCAUGAACGCAAGAGGGAGGUCGCUCUCGACGGAGGUAAUGCAUGCUAAAUGGCCCUAAAGAAAGAGACAGAAGUCCUUGCAGCAGUCCCAUAUCUGGCGUUCUGCUCAUCGUUACCUGCUCUGCUGUUUGAAGACGCUGGCACCCUGAAGAGCCUUCAGAGAAACUGAAUCUGAUAUCUGCCUACACCUCGCAUAAUAACCGGAGAGGAAUUUAGCUUCAAAUGUUCAUCAUCAAGGACACUGAGCCCUUUGAUUUUGCAGUCUGAUUUUUAAUUCUAUGAAACAAAGCAUAGAACAGAUUGUAUGUCUUUCUCAUUGUAUUUACUACCCUGGACAGCAUGGAUGCUCUUUUUGAAUCAGGUUGACUGUUUUUCACCUUAUCCCCUCCUUCCUGUCUCCUCAGUAGAAGGAGGGUGGGGGAUUGGUGGGGCGUCCCCUGCCUCUCCUUGUAGAGUAGGCUAGUCUAACGAGGCACCAUAGCAGUGACUCUCUUCCAUUUUCCUAGCGCUCCCACCAACUCCAUCCCUCCAUCCCCUGUCCCUCUUCAUGAAAUCCUGCCAGAGCCUCAAGGAAGAGGUUUCCGUCCCUGGCCUUGGCGGGAUGUCACAGGAGGAAGGACGCAGGGCACCAGUGUCCCAGUCCUAUUUUCAUUCCCCUAACCCAGAUCUCGACCUGACAGGCAAGCUUUAUAAGCGGGAAGUUGGUGGCAAACCUUAUUCUGUGUUAGUGGACAGUAAAAUGGCAACCAAGACAUCCAUGGGAGAUCAGAACAUCAGUCCCACCCAACAUGUGACACCACAGCAACAUCAGCAGUAUUUCAGAGAGGGGGGAUCAGGGCAGGAGGUGGGAACGCAGGGGUCCCAGGCUGGCAACGACGGCACCUCUGACGAAACUGAAGAUGAUGACGAAGAUGAGGAUGGUGAGGAUGAGGAUGGUGAAGAGGAGGGCUUCAAGCGUGAACAGAUUAUUGUCGAGGUUAACCUGAACAACCAGACACUUCAUGUAUCCAAGGGCGACAACAAAACUGGAACUUCAGUAGAUGACUCUGAGCGAGCCGGCAGCGACGAAGACGACGAGGAGGAGGAGGAGGAGGAGGAGGAAGAGGAGGACAGCCCCGAUGAUGAAGAGGAAGAAGAUGAUGAGGAGGAUGAGAUUGAGAGUCGAAGAACAAGAUCAAAGAGGGCUCGUCGGGGUGUUAGUAGUGCAGUGGCCCCCAGCCAGCCACGGAGGAAAAGUCUCAGAACAGCUCUGAGCACUGCCACUGCUGGAAUGACCACUAGGGGGCGACAGAAGUGCACGGAGCCUCCAAAGAACAAGCGCAGAUCAGCCAGGACAGCACCAUCAUCUGCCACUUCCACAACCACAGUGACGGGAGGGAAGGCAGAGCUGGAAGAGAAGGAGAUGCUGGCCUGUGAAAAGUGCCCUCGAGUGUUCAACACACGUUGGUACCUGGAGAAGCACAUGAAUGUCACACACAGGCGAAUGCAGAUUUGUGACAAGUGUGGCAAAAAGUUUGUACUGGAGAGUGAACUGGCCUUACACCAGCAGACUGACUGUGAGAAGAACAUCCAGUGUGUCUCCUGCAACAAGUCUUUUAAGAAACUUUGGUCACUGCAUGAACACAUUAAGAUUGUGCACGGAUAUGCAGAAAAGAAGUUCUCGUGUGAAAUCUGUGAGAAGAAGUUCUACACUAUGGCUCAUGUCCGUAAGCACAUGGUUGCUCACACUAAGGACAUGCCAUUCACCUGUGAGACAUGUGGGAAGUCGUUUAAACGUAGCAUGUCUUUAAAAGUUCACUCACUCCAGCAUUCUGGAGAGAAGCCCUUCCGCUGUGAGAACUGUGACGAGCGUUUCCAAUACAAGUACCAACUGCGCUCCCACAUGAGUAUUCACAUCGGACACAAGCAGUUCAUGUGCCAAUGGUGUGGCAAAGACUUUAACAUGAAGCAGUAUUUUGAUGAGCACAUGAAAACACACACAGGAGAGAAGCCUUUCAUUUGUGAGAUCUGUGGAAAGAGCUUCACCAGCCGGCCCAACAUGAAGCGCCACCGUCGCACCCACACAGGGGAGAAGCCCUAUCCCUGCGAGGUCUGUGGUCAGCGCUUCCGCUUCUCCAACAUGCUCAAAGCACAUAAAGAGAAAUGUUUCCGGGUCACCAGCCCUGUGGUUCUGCAGACCAGCAGUCCACCUGUGCCUGUCCGCAUCUUUGCCAACACCUUCUCCUCCUCUUCCUCUAACUCUGGCCCUGGCCCAUCAGCCGCCACCCCAGCCACCACCUCAGCUUCCCUGGGCCUCACGCCAACAGGAGGGUCUAUAGCUUCACGAGGCCCUGUAGGACACGCAUUCUCCCAUGUGCAGCUCCAUUCAGCCCCCUCUCACCAUCACUCCCACCCCCCGACAACCCAGCAGCAUCUCUCAAACACACCCCAACAUACCUCACCUCACACACACCAUCACCUGGCUGUGCCCCCAGUUUCUCACCUGCCCCCUCCCCCUGCCCUUUUCAAGAGUGAGCCCCUAAACCACUGUGGGCAUGAAGACAGCAGCUACCUGCACCACAUGCCCCCACCUGACAAGGGUCCAGGAGCCCCACAGCACCACUGAACUGUGCUUCAGCUCUGCACACCCACACCAAACCGCGCCUUGUUCCUCCUCCUGUCAUAGUCCUGCCUCAGUCUCUCAGUUACAAGGGCGUUCCUCUCAGAUUUAAAUAAGUCGGAUUAAACAUACACACCAGUGUAUGUAUGAAAGAUUCACCCUCAGUACAUGUAUCAUUUAAAAAACCUGGUGAACUGACAGAGCUUUUACAACCUCCUACGUCUUUCCUUCCUGAACUCUUUCUUAGGAAACCGAUGUAAAAGAUUUCCGUGCAACCUGUACGUCGAUGGGUGUAAAGUAUCUCCUUUUCAUCAAAAGCUGCUGAUGAAAUUCAUGUAUGUAUUACCUGGGCUUCACAGACCAUUAAAUAUCAGUGUCACUGGAUGUUGCUCUUCAAGGCAAGUAGACUUUUACAGUAUGGUUGCACAUUGGUCCGGACCUUUGCUUUCAGGUCCUCCCCAUAGCAAUACUCAGCCUCUCCUUCGAGUUGCACUGCAGAGCACCAGGGCCAACGGAAAACUGUAAAUGAAUGUUGUAACUGGUUCUACCUGAGAUGUGCUCUGCCUUAAGGCUGAGGCUUUUUGUCAGAGGAGCAACAGCAGUAGUGCAAGAUGCAGUGCCAUAGGUGACAGAAAGAAGGGGAGCAGGAAUUUUUCUAAAGGACAUUGGGAAAAGGUUUUGUAAAUGAUUAGCGGAAUCUUGACAUAGUCUGAGAUUCCUAUCAUGUUUAAAUGGUGCUUUCCAUUCCAAUACAUGAAAUAUUUCUUAAUUUUGCUCUUUCCUUUAAUUUUCAGAAGUGUAAUAUUACAGAAAAUGUAUUGUGUCAUACAGAACAUGUUGUGUCAGCCUGGCUUUUCUACAGUGGAUUUCAGGUUUGACUAGAUAUUUUGUGAUUGAGAAACUCAAGUUAUGCAUGACAUGUUCUUGGCACAUGCACCCUCACACUUAAGCACACGCAAAGAACAUACAUGGUCACUACCUGUUGUGAUCAGUGCAACCUCAGCUUUCAGUACUGUUGGUUUGACAGAUGCUUUUCGAUUAACAGAUGACUGUCAAAUACUGCCACUGUGAGAGGCCAGACACAUGGCCCCCAUCGGGAUUUACCCCACCUCCCCUUCGCUGCUGUCCAAAUGAUACGGGUUGCCAUGUUAGAAGUCAUUCAACACACACAGUAUACACACCCGGGACUGUUUUCAUCACAGUUCUUAACAGUUAAGCAUAUUCCUCUUAGCUCUUAGGCUCUAUUCCACAAUUUGGUUUGGGACAUUGUUGUAAUGUAAAAGUUUUUUUUUUUUUUUUUUUUUUUUUUUUUUUUUUUUUUACUUUCAGCAUACUGACACCCACACAGGCAAACGUGUGUCUAAACCUGUUGAAUGUUGCCUACACAGAAUGACUGAGGUCAUUCAUGUUAUUUUUUUAUGUUCUCUGAUAGUUUGCUCAGUUUUAAGCUAAUGAAUGGUUCUGUAAUGUAGAUAUACUGUUGUUAGCACAUGAUAGGAAAUGCCAGGAUAAAAGGCAGUGGUCAUCCAACUUCUAAUACUUGGACUAGUUGCAUAGAUAAGCAUCCAUGUAAUCAAGUCAGCGCAAGACAUUAUAUCAUAGCCGUGUGAAUGUUACUUGUUUAGGAGGAGCAGAAAUGGUUGCUAAGUAUUUUGCAUGAACUUGCGUAGCUUAGUUUAGCCAGCCUGAUGGCGUGUUCAGGUGGAACUCUGAGCUUUGAGUGUGUGUGUGAGUGCGUAUGUGUGCAUGCAUUAGUUUGAUCUGUUUGAUCGUCCCCAGCGCACUUGUACCAAAAGCUGCUUUUACACAGUGUGCCCCAAUAUAUGUGUAUGUGGGGGUAGCAGUAAAUGUAAUAUGAUCCUUUUUGUACCACUCUGAUGGUAUUCACUCUGAAGCAACUAAGCUCGGCAGUUGGGGAUGUCCCGUUUUCUGAUGAGACCUGCAAUUAUCCUGCCAUUUCUGUGGGUCUUAAUGCCACUGCGUUAUUUGCUUAUCAUUCUGUCCCUCGGAUUCUCUGCUCUGCUUCAUUCAUUUUGCAGUAUGGAUCUUUGUCUUGUGUGUUUAUUUAAAAAAAAAAAAAAAAAAAAAAAAAAGCCUUUUCAUUUGUGUCUAUUCUCUGCACUUUACUGCUGCGUGGGUGAAGCGCAGGGAAGGGAGGGAGUGACAAUGCAUUGUGGAACAGAGUGCAGCUGUGGCUGCAUGGCAGAGGGUGAAGGUGAUUACUUUGAGUUGAUGUUUUUUGGCAAGGAAAGGAGGAGAAUUUUGGGUGGAGGCAGGUAGUGUGAAGGGGACCAUAGCACACGAAGAACAUUUCUUUUAGUGUAUACUUACUUUUUUUGGAAUAAACGUUUGCUCUAAUAUGGACCUGCCCUUACAGUGAAAGCAAUGUUCCUCUUGCUAUGGUGACUUUACACUAUCCCCCUCCAAACUACGUCUGAGAUGCAUUAUUCUGUUUGUUUUAUGGAGCUUUCUUCUCCGUCAUGUCCUGAUCUUUCAGUUUGCCGAACUCUCCUCCUCCUUUCUUUGUUCUAUAGAGUGCACUUUCUACUAAAAUUCUUGGCUAGUUAAGAAAAAAAAUAACAUUGUAUAUUCUUUAAAGAUGUUUAAAAAAAUCAAUAUACUUUUUUCCCCUUUGUAUUUUUAACCACUUAAUGUAGCAUUGUGUAUUUUAUUAUUGUAUCUGGUACAAAAUGUGCAGCUUUAUAAUGUCCUGUUUUGUCUUUUUUUUUUUUUUUUAAUGUGGAGAUUGAGAAGUGAAAAGGUUGGGCCUUUUUGAUAAUGUACAUUUAACUGACUGCUAACUUUGACAAGUAAAAACAGGUAGCCAUGA